Molecule: messenger RNA, 240 nt
Organism: Chondrus crispus (carragheen)
Lineage: Eukaryota; Rhodophyta; Florideophyceae; Gigartinales; Gigartinaceae
Exons: 1
Coding region: 1-240 (79 amino acids)
Source: RefSeq, a predicted model, not a curated record
AUGUUGCGCCAAGUAAACUUUAUUGACAACAACGACAACCAAACAGCCAAAAAAUCCUCCAGCUGGAGCUUCUUGCGUGCUGAUUCCACACGUCAAUCAGGCUGCACCAUUCGUAAUACAGUGCCUGCAAUUCUGAUAAAGUUUCUCCAAUGUCGACGCACUGGCUACCGAAACUCGAGAUCCCCGGACCAACGAAUCCACUUUCUCGCAAACCUUUUCUCGAUAACACGCUGUAGUUAA